UAAUUACUCAGGCUCUUCUUUCCUCAACCAUCAUGCACACUAUGCCUGACGGCUUCUUGACAUGUCUUCUCACAGGACCUUCAGAAUCAAGCUAUACCUGGCCAAGAAACAGAAGCAAAAUCAUCCUGUUCCUCAGUGGAUUCAGAUGAAAACUAGUAACAAAAUCAGAUACAACACUAAUAAGAGAAGACACUGGAAAAUGAAGUUAGGUCUGAAAGGAUUCACACAAUGGCAAGACUGGGGGUUUAUACUGAAUUGUGGUCACAAUCAGUCCACAUUUCAACCUUUUUAA
Apodemus sylvaticus (European woodmouse) is the source of this 292-nucleotide messenger RNA. RefSeq names its product 60S ribosomal protein L39-like. Gene Ontology annotation, biological process: translation. Gene Ontology annotation, cellular component: ribosome; cytosolic large ribosomal subunit. The coding region runs from base 62 to 292 and encodes 76 amino acids. Lineage: Eukaryota; Metazoa; Chordata; Mammalia; Rodentia; Muridae. The transcript has a single exon. The record is from RefSeq and is a predicted model, not a curated record. Gene Ontology annotation, molecular function: structural constituent of ribosome.